AUGGCGAAGAGCAGUGACAAAGAUCGAGCAACAGUGGAGAACAUGAGGGAUGUCGAGAAAGCAGGUGUUGCGCAACAGGUGGAAUGUGGACAGGAAUCUGUAGCUGUGAAUGCUACGGCUUCGACAGAAGAUUCGCUGUUAUCCAAGGCUCGGUGUGUAGCACUGGUUGCGGUGCUGACUAUAGCAUCUAUUAUGAGUACAGUGGCGAUACAAGAUUCAGUUAGUGUGCUACCCACCAUCGGACGAGAACUGAGCAUUCCUGCUAGCCGACAGCACUGGAUUGUCUUGUCUUACAAUAUUACAUUUGUACCAUUCCUUAUAUUCAGUGGCCGCUUGGCAGACAUUUACGGCCGACGACGAACAUACCUCCUAGGCUCGUCAUUCUUCACAGCAGCAUCAAUAAUGGCACCCUUUGUCCCGAACGAAAGUGGUUUCGACGCUAUACGCGGACUACAGGGUCUCAGUGCCGCAGCCAUGGCAUCCGCUGCGCUGGGAAUCCUAUCUUCCACAUUCUCACCCGGAAACACCAAAGACAUAGCAUUCAGCUUCUUCGCUAUCGGCGCACCCCUCGGAUUCGUUUUCGGGAACCCCCUUGGCAGUCUAAUCGGCGAGCAUCUCCCCUGGCAAUGGACAUACUGGAUCCUCAGCAUCACCGCCGGCAUCUCAACAAUCGCAAGCUACUACAUCAUCCCACGACCGCCUCCUUCCCCCACCCCCAUCAAAGCCAGCACAAUCGACUGGAUCGGCGCCGCAGUCCUCACACUCGCUCUCAUCCUCCUCGUCCUCACUCUCUCCAACGGCAACAAACUCGGCUGGCGCACCCCCUGGAUCCCCACACUCAUUGUCCUUUCCUUCCUCCUCUUCGCAGGCUACACAUACUGGCACUACCGCCUCUCCAGAACACCCAACAAGACCCCCUUCAUCGCCCCCUUCAUCCUCACCCAAAAGCAACUCACACCCACCCUCGUCAUAUCCGCGCUCCUAACAGCUUCAUACACCAUUUUCCUAGCCACCUCCCUCCGCUGGUUCACAGCAUACCAAACCCUGUCUACUCUGCAAAUCACCUUCAAUUUCCUCCCCGCAGGUAUCUGCGCCCUGCUUGUCGCACUGAUAACACCCCUGCUCCUAUCCCGCGUACCAGGGUUAUACAUCCUACUCUUCAGCACCACGUGCGUAGCUCUAUCCUGUCUCCUCCUUGCUAUACCGCUUCCAGAACAUACGAGCUACUGGGCCUACGGACUCCCAGGGAAGAAGUAG
This is a messenger RNA of Bipolaris oryzae ATCC 44560, 1257 nucleotides long. RefSeq lists its product as uncharacterized. Bases 1 to 1257 code for a protein of 418 amino acids. Gene Ontology annotation, cellular component: membrane. The record is from RefSeq and is a predicted model, not a curated record. Gene Ontology annotation, biological process: transmembrane transport. The transcript is spliced from 4 exons. Lineage: Eukaryota; Fungi; Ascomycota; Dothideomycetes; Pleosporales; Pleosporaceae. Gene Ontology annotation, molecular function: transmembrane transporter activity.